AUGGAUGAUGCAUCAUUUUCUUGGAAAGAUAUUCCUUCUUUGUUUUCUCUCAAUCUCAAAAUCAGAAGCGGUAACUUAGUUGGAGUGAAAGGUGCCAUAGGUGCUGGCAAGUCAACCCUACUAGCUGCCAUUCUUGGUGAGAUCAAUCUUGUCAGUGGGAAACUACGACUAUAUGCUGAUUCUAUUUCGUACGCUCCACAAUCGCCAUGGAUAUUUGCUGAUACUAUUCGAGCUAAUAUUCUUCUUGGCAAACCAAUGAAUGAAGAACGUUACAAGAAUGUAAUUCAAGCAUGUUGUCUUAAUAUCGAUCUACAGAAUUUCGGUGAAGUCGGUGAUUUAUUGAUGAUUGGUGAUAAAGGUAUAAAUUUGAGUGGAGGACAAAAAUCUCGAAUAUCACUCGCUCGUGCUCUGUAUGCUGAUGCUGAUUUAUAUUUACUGGAUGAUCCACUCGCAGCUGUUGAUCCAAAGGUGGCAAAGAAUAUUUUUGAUCGAUGCAUCGGUUCUCGUAGUCUCCUUCGUGAAAAGACUCGAAUAUUGGUGACACAUCAGACACAUUUUUUAGCCGAAGCAGAUCAAACGAUUCUCUUAAUGAAUGGUCACAUCGAUGAAUUACAUAUUGAACAACCUGUUGAAAAUGAGUCAUCGAAUGAUACAUCAGAAACAGAUGCAUCGAACGAUAAGGAGACAGAUUGGACAAUUAACACUGCUACAACUGAUAUGAAUUCUAUUGUAAAGAGUGAGACCUCAGUUGACGGUGCCACCAAGUGGGGUGUCUGGCUACAACUAUUCACUUCACCACCUUUACGUUGGUUUGGUUUUUUUCUUAUGAUAGUUGUUAUGCUUGGUAAUGAGGCUCUGUACGAUUUUACAAAUAGUUGGCUUGCUCUGUGGUCUGGUAAAGAUGAAAGGGAACAACGAUCAUCAUUUUAUGCUUAUGUCUAUCUUGGAGUUAUAUUUGCUACAUUGAUCGUUGCACUAAUACGUACCGGCUAUACCUUCUAUAUCAUGUUGCGUGGUUCGACCCAUUUUCACAAUCGAAUGCUCAAAGGUAUCUUGUAUACUUCGUUACGUUUCUUUGAAAGUAAUCCAAGUGGACGAAUAUUGAAUCGAGCAAGCAAAGAUCAACAAGUGUUAGAUGAAUCGUUACCUAUGGCUUUAAUGGAUACUAUGCAAAAUUUACUAAAGACUCUAGGCUCUAUCACAGUCAUUGGAAUAGCCAAUCCAUGGGUGCUUCUAAUUCUCAUUCCUUUGGUUCCCACAGUUUUGUGGCUUCGUAGAUUUUAUAUGCGUUCGAGUCGUGAACUCAAACGAUUAGAAAGUGUAACACGUAGUCCAAUUUAUGCAUUGUUCUCGUCGUCAUUAGACGGGCUCACUAGUAUUCGUGCAUUUGAUACUCAGGGUGAUUUUUUGAAUAUGUUCAUGGAAAGAAUCGAUACCAAUUCACGAGCUUACUUCGUUGUCUUUACCACUGCACGUUGGUUCGGUUUACGGCUUGAUCUUAUGACAUCCUUACUCACUUUGGUUACUGCAAUUCUUGCAGUAGCCUUGCGCCAUCAAAUUGAUCCAUCGGCAGCAGCACUCAGUAUCAGCUAUUGUAUCACUUUAACAGGUCUGUUUCAAUGGGGUAUACGACAAUCAGCUGAAGCUGAAAAUUUCAUGACCAGUGCAGAACGUAUUCAUGAAUAUGGUCAACUAAUACCAGAAAGCCAUCGGAAUAGUAAUGAAAACGGUGUACUCAUUCAACCAGCAGAUGAUUGGCCUUCUUGUGGUAUUAUAGAAUUUCAAGACUAUACUUUUCGCUAUCGACCAGAGCUCGAUCCUGUGCUCAAAAAUCUUAAUCUACGAAUUGAAUCCAAAGAAAAGAUUGGAGUUAUUGGUCGGACAGGUGCCGGAAAGUCAUCACUUCUUCAAGCUCUCUUUCGACUGGUCGAUCAGUCAGCAAUCAACGGAACCAUUCUCAUUGACGACAUCGAUAUUGCACGUCUUUCACUCAAUCAUCUUCGUUCUCAUCUAAGCGUUAUUCCACAAGUACCGAUCCUAUUCUGUGGUACACUUCGCUACAACAUUGAUCCAUUCGAACGAUUCUCAGACGAGGAAUGUCUUACAGCACUUGAAGCUGUUCAACUCAAACAAUUAGUACGCAACCAUCCCGAUGGACUCCAUCUACUGGUAACUGAAUCGGGUACUAACUUGAGUGCUGGUGAACGCCAAUUGGUAUUUCGUAAUGAUGAAAAUGUACCAUUUGAAGCUAUCUACUGCUUUCCCACCGAAGAACAAGCAGCUGUAUAUGCAUUUGUAGCUCGUAUUAACGAUCGAGAGAUUGUUGCUCAACUAAAAGAAGAAACAGAAGCACAGCAUGAUUACGUUGCAGCAUUACAACAAGGCCAUGGUGCUUAUUGGUUGGAGCAAGACAAAAAGUCACAAGGCAAUCUCGUCAUCAAUGUUGGCGCAUUACCUCCUACAACUGAAUGUACUCUCACGAUUGCCUAUGUCACAGAAUUAGAUCUUUUCAAUGCAUCGAUUAUUCGAUUUGUUAUUCCAACAACAGUUGCACCACAUUAUAACUUCAAUCAGGGUGGACUCAUGUCACCAGCAAGCACUACUUCCCAACAUCGUCCAAGAUAUGGUUAUAGUCCUUCACCAUAUCACCCUGUAAACUUCUCACGUUCAAGACCACCAUCAUAUUCUCUCGCACCUUGGGAUAUAACGCAAUGGAUUGAUCCUAUUGAAGCUCGAAAGCGACAUUGA
Messenger RNA from Rotaria sp. Silwood1, 2748 nucleotides. NCBI's taxonomy places the organism in Eukaryota, Metazoa, Rotifera, Eurotatoria, Philodinida, Philodinidae. The record is from the annotation of a GenBank genome assembly.